CGUCACAGGCAAGGGCCGCCAUUUUGACUGAGAAACCCUAGUGACAGGAGCCGAAGAAGCAGCGCAGGUUGUCCCCGUUUCCCCUCCCCCUUCCCUUCUCCGGUUGACUUCCCGGGCCCCCUAUACUCCACAGUCCUGGUCCCGCCAUGUCCCAGAAACAAGAAGAGGAGAACCCUGCGGAGGAGACCGGCGAGGAGAAGCAGGACACACAGGAGAAAGAAGGUAUUCUCCCUGAGAGAGCCGAGGAGGCAAAGCUAAAGGCCAAAUAUCCAAGCCUAGGACAAAAGCCUGGAGGCUCUGACUUCCUCAUGAAGAGACUCCAGAAAGGGCAAAAAUACUUUGACUCAGGAGACUACAACAUGGCCAAAGCCAAGAUGAAGAAUAAGCAGCUGCCAAGUGCAGGACCAGACAAGAACCUCGUGACUGGCGACCACAUCCCCACCCCACAGGAUCUUCCCCAGAGAAAGUCCUCUCUCGUCACCAGCAAGCUUGCGGGUGGCCAAGUUGAAUGAUGUUGCCCGGGGCUCCGCCAGAUCCUGAGACGCUGCCCUCCUGGGUCCUGUGCUGGCUCCUCCCCCUCCCUGCUUUUGCAGCCAGGGGUCAGGAGGUGGCUCGGGUGCGGGCUGGAGAGGCAGAAGCCCCUGCCCGUCGGUGUCCCAGCGCAUGGAGCCCCUUGGGCUGAGCACCAAGACCCUGAACCUUUUUUGUUUUACCUUUUUCCAAAUAACUGUUGGGAGAAAUCUCAGUGAAAUCCUAGCGGGGAUGGGAGGGGGUGGGGGGGGUGUGGGUGUGGUGUUUAAGAGGGUGGGGUGGGAAAUUUGUGGGGGAUAUGAAAUAGGGCUUGGAGUUGAUAAAAACAUUCCUGACUAUCCUUCCUAACCAUGUGGCUGGUGUGGGAUGGGUGUGAGGGGGAGGAAUGGCAUAGACUCCAGAUGAGUUCUAAUUCAGCUCUGUAGAAAAAUGCCUUGUUUGCUUGGAUGUGGCUGGGGAUCUGGUGUCAGAUUAAAAAAAAAACAAACUCCAUCUGUAUAUGACAGAUGGAAACAGCUCCUCUGGUUCUGCAGAGCAAGCUGAGAACACAGUUAAUGUUAAUUGUUCACUGAAAAAAAAGUGCUGUCCUUGAAAUAGAUUUGCUGUGGGGAGAAGGGCAGUGAGUGUGGGGAAAGGGGGCCAUGAGCGUGGGGAGCCCCACAGAGCCCAGGAGACUUUUUCAGUAUUUGAAAUAAAAAAAAAAAAAAAAAAUGACGACCCACAAAAAAACACAACCCAGAAAUAUUCUGAAGCAGUUGGUGUGUUUUAUUGGGGUUUGGGGAAAGGGAAGAAAAUGAAAAUAAGACACCAUUCAGGGGAGAAGCUGGUGUGGGGCCUUGAGUUCUAAGGAAUAGGGGCCCUUAAUAUGGGAUAUGACUGGGCUCCCUGCUUCCAUCACUUGGGGAGAGGGAAUUAGGGAUGUUAGCAUAUAGAUCUGGACUUUUCCUGACUCCUCUCUGUCCUUUUGUUUCUGUAGCUAAUGUAGAAGAUGCAUCAGCCUCAGGUUUUGGCUCACAAAAUGAAGGAUUUGAUCUAAAUAGUUUAUAAUACCUAGAGCUUAGUUCAGGCUAAGCAAAAAAGAAAAGCCCACUCUCCCUUUUCCCUUUUCAGUCUUCCAUUCUUUCAUAAGUUCUGUCUGUGAAGGAGAAAUGUGACCUCUAGUAAUAAGCCCAAAGGAACUCAAGCCUUUCUGCUUGUGGCCAGUGUGGGGCUGAGUGACUCCUUUCCUCACCACUUCCCAAGCAUGGCCAGAAUCCUGCCACUUUAAGAAUUUAAAAACUGCUUAUGAAUGUAUUGUAGAAAAGAAAGAUACCAAAAAACUCACCUCUGUCUCCCUGACACACACAACAUUCACAUGUGGUAGUCUACUUGCCCAUUUUACCCAGCUUUGAGUAGGAGAGUAUAUUAUAUUUUCCCAAAUGUGAUUGGCUUCUCAAAUGAGUGUGCACCAGGGAAGAUAAACAAGGUCCAGUAGGCCUAGAUAUUCCAGACAACUCUUGAGCUCACUGAGGGGGGAAGGAUACUUCCAAACCGGACUAGGAAUGUUGUUCUCAGCAUCUAACUCAUUCUUUCUCCCUAAUCAGAAGUUUUCCAAAUAUGUUCAGCUACUCAGGAUGUUACUGACUUGUUCUCUCCUGAUUUAGCCAGGGGAUUGUGAUGCCUCCCAACCGUUGGCCUUUCUGAGUAAGCUAGUGAUAUGGAGAUGCAUUAAAAACAUUCCCUGCCUUU
Messenger RNA from Enhydra lutris kenyoni (northern sea otter), 2259 nucleotides. Its product is annotated as endosulfine alpha. Gene Ontology annotation, cellular component: cytoplasm. The coding region runs from base 147 to 512 and encodes 121 amino acids. Gene Ontology annotation, molecular function: protein phosphatase inhibitor activity. The record is from RefSeq and is a predicted model, not a curated record. NCBI's taxonomy places the organism in Eukaryota, Metazoa, Chordata, Mammalia, Carnivora, Mustelidae. The transcript has 4 exons.